GCCCCCUCCGCCUCGGCCCCGCCCAACCGAGCGGGGAGGGGCGUGGCCUUACCAGCGAGGCCCCGCCCCGCGGUGGGAGGGGCAGGGCACGGCGGAGCGGCGGCGGCAGCGGCCCCGGGAUGGAGCGGCGGGGCCCGGGGCUGGCGGCGCUGGGGGCACUGGGGCGGCGGCUGCUGUGGGCGCUGCCUGCCUACGCGGCUGGGCUGCUGGGGCUGGGGGCCGGCGCCGUGGUGCUGGCCCUGGCCCUUUACGCCGGUUGGCGGCGGCGGCGGCAAGCCCGGGAGCGCGGGAUGCAGUUGGCCGCCCGCCUGCAACGGGACGAGGAAGCAGCUGUCAGAGCCGCCGCUGCCGCGGGGCUGGGCGCGGCCCGCGGGGAGCUAACGGCAUGGGUGAACUUCCCGGACGUGGAGAGGGCAGAAUGGCUCAACAAGGUGCUGGCCCAGGCUUGGCCUUUCUUCGGGCAGUACAUGGAGAAGCUGCUGGUGGAGAGCAUCGCCCCUGCCAUCCGCGCCUCCAACGCCCACCUGCAGACCUUCACCUUCACCAAGGUGGACAUGGGGGAGAAGCCUCUGCGGGUGCUGGGGGUCAGAGCCCAUCCUGGUACCCACAAGAAGCAGAUCCUGCUGGACCUCAACAUCAGCUAUGUGGGAGACGUCCAGAUCGAUGUGGAGGUGAAGAAGUUCUUCUGCAAGGCAGGGGUGAAGGGGAUGCAGCUCCACGGGAUGCUGCGGAUCAUCCUGGAGCCCCUGCUGGGGGAUGUGCCCAUCGUGGGGGCACUCAGCAUGUUCUUCAUCCGGCGCCCGACCUUGGACAUCAACUGGACUGGCAUGACCAACCUGCUGGACAUCCCCGGGCUCAGCUCCAUGUCUGACACCAUGAUCAUGGACACCAUCUCCUCCUACCUGGUGCUGCCCAAUCGCCUCCUGGUGCCACUGGUGCCAAACCUCCACGACGCUGCCCAGCUGCGGUGCCCUCUCCCUCGGGGGGUGGUGAGGGUUCACCUGCGCGGUGCCCGCGACCUGCGCUGCAAGGACAGGUUCAUGGGGGGGCUGGUAGAGGGCAAGUCUGACCCCUACGCCGUGCUGAGGGUUGGCACCCAAGUGGCUACCAGCAGGGUGAUCGAUGACAACCUCAACCCCACCUGGGAUGAGGUUUAUGAGUUCAUCGUGCACGAGGUGCCAGGGCAGGAGAUCGAAGUGGAGCUCUUUGACAAAGACCCAGACCAGGAUGAUCUCCUGGGCAGGAUGAAGUUGGAUUUUGGGGAGGUGCUGAAGGCUCAGGUGGUGGAGGAGUGGUUCCCGUUGCAGGAGGGGGGGCAGGGUCGGCUCCACCUGCGCCUGGAGUGGUUGUCCCUCACCUCCGACGCCUCCAAACUGGAGCAGGUUUUGGAGAGGAACCAAACGAUCGUGGCCAAACCUGACCCCCCCUCAGCUGCCAUCCUGGUGGUGUACCUGGACAGGGCUGAGGACCUGCCUAUGAAGAAGCCUGGCAAGGAGCCCAACCCCAUGGUGCAGGUCUCGGUGCAGGAUGUGACCAGAGAGAGCAAAGUGGUUUACAACAGCUCAGCCCCUGUCUGGGAAGAUGCUUUCCGUUUCUUCCUGCACGACCCUGCCCACCAGGACCUGGACAUCCAAGUGAAGGACGACCCCCGGCAGGGCUCCCUGGGGUCGCUGUCGCUGCCGCUGCGCCGCCUGCUGCAGGCUCCGGAGCUGACCCUGGCGGAGCCUUUCCAGCUGCAGCGCUCAGGGCCCCGCAGCCGCCUGCACAUGAAGCUGGUCCUGAGGGUGCUUUACUUUGAUGCCCCCGAGGAUGCCACCCCCCAGCCCACCCUGUCCUCAGGGCAGCCUGAGCCCCCCCCCAGCAGCACUGUUGGCAGCCCCCGGCCCAGCCACACCCAUCCAGACCCCCAGUUUGGGACCGAGCACGUGCUGCGCAUCCACCUGCUGGAGGCUCAGGACCUGGUGGCCAAGGACACCUUCCUCGGGGGGAUGGUUCGGGGCCGCUCCGAUCCCUACGCCAGGGUCAGGGUCUCCGGGAGGAGCUUCCGCAGCAGAGUGGUGAAGGAGGAGCUCAACCCCCGCUGGAAUGAGGUCUACGAGGUCAUCGUGGACAACAUCCCCGGGCAGGAUGUGGAGUUUGACCUCUUUGACAAGGACAUCGACAAGGAUGACUUCCUGGGCAGGUGCAAGGUGCCCCUGAGGAGGGUUCUGAGCCACCGAGUGCUGGAUGAGUGGCUGCCUCUGGAGGAGGUGAAGUCAGGGAGGCUCCAUGUGAAGCUGGAGAGGUUGGAUCCUUGCCCCAGCACUGCCCUCCUGGAGCAGGUGCUGCACACCAACAGCCUGCUGCAGCCUGCCCGCGGGGAGCUGCUCUCUGCCGCCCUGCUCAGCGUCUUCCUGGACAGAGCCUCCGAGCUGCCGCUCCGGAAGGGCUCCAAGCCCCCUGCUGCCUUUGCCAGCCUGACCGUGCGAGAGGUCACCCUCAAGACCAAGACCUGCAGCCCGAGCACGGAGCCUGUGUGGGAUGAAGGCUUCUCCUUCCUCAUCAAGCAGCCCCACCUGGAGUCCCUGGAGCUGCAGGUGAAGGAGGAGGGGGGGCAGCCCCUGGGUGCCCUCAGCCUGCCCCUGCCCCAGCUGCUGGCAUCUGAGGGGCUGCUGCUCGACUCUUGGCUGCCCCUGGCCGGGGGGGGCCCUGGCAGCCAGGUCCUGCUGCGGGCACAGCUGGGGGUCCUGGUGUCGCAGCAGGCAGAGGCUGCAGGGGAUGCAGCCCCCCCCGUGCCCAGGGAGGUGCCAGGGGACGAGGAGAGUGGGGCUGGGGGGGGGCUGCGGCAGAGGCUACAUCCUGGUGACAGCCCCCCCGAGCCCGCAGAGUCCCCCCUGGGCCGCCUGCAGCUGACGCUGUGGUACCACCGCGACCAGCAGAAGCUUGUGGCCAUCGUCCACUGCUGCAGGAGGCUGAAGCCAGCAUCCAAGGAGCUGCCAGACCCUUACGUGUCCCUGGUGCUGCUGCCCGACCGCAGCCGUGGCACCAAGAGGAAGACCUCGGUGCAGAGGAAGAGCCUCAACCCUGACUACAAUGAGAGGUUCGAGUGGGACCUGCCCCUGGAGGAGGCUUCGCGCCGCAAGUUGGAGGCUCAGGUCAAGUCCUCGCAGUCCUUCAUGGCCAGGGACAAGGAGGUGCUGGGGAAGCUCCACCUGGACCUGGCGCAGGUGGAUCUGACCGAGGGGGGGAGCCACUGGUACGAGCUGCAGGAGGAGCGGAGCAGCCCCUAAGGGACUCCUCCCUCACCCCCGCCCCCACCGUGCCUGAAGACCGCGGGGGGGGGGGGGAAGGGAAUUGGGGUGAGGGGUCUGGAGGAGGAGGGGGAGCACCGCGACCCCCCCCCAGCUGCUCCUGCUGCCUCCCCUCCCCCCCAUGCCACCACCUUCCCCCCACACACCCAAACCUCAUCACUGACCAAAGAUGCACCGGGGGGAGGUGCCCAGACCGUGCCCACCCCCCCCGACUGUUACUGCUUGGUGCCUUUUGCCCCCCACGAGGACUUCCCCCCCGGUGCUGACCGGGGGGGGGAGAAGGGAAGGCCCCGGUUGGGGUCGUGUCCCCCUCUCCGGCGGGGGGGGGGGAGUGAUGCUUUUGUCAGAGCCGCUGUCGCCAACGCCACCAACGCUGCGGUGCCACCACCGCGAUGCCAGCAACGCUGCGAUGCCACCGCCGCGAUGCCUGCAAGGCUGCGAUGCCAGCAAGGCUGCGAUGCCACCGCUGCUGUGAUGCCACCGCCGCGAUGCCAGCAACGCUGUGAUGCCACUGCCGCGAUGCCACCGCCGCUGUGAUGCCACCACCGCGAUGCCACCACCGCGAUGCCACCGCUGCUGUGAUGCCACUGCCGCGAUGCCACCGCUGCAAUGUCGCCGCCGUGAUGCCACCGCCGCCACCCCCUCCCCCCGCCUCGUUGCUGCCUUCCCGGGGCUGUGUCCCUGUCCCCUCCCCCAGGCUAAUAAAGGAGGGGAGGGGACGGAGCUGGC
This is a messenger RNA of Pogoniulus pusillus (Red-fronted tinkerbird), 4019 nucleotides long. RefSeq names its product extended synaptotagmin 1 (gene ESYT1). Bases 120 to 3269 code for a protein of 1049 amino acids. Gene Ontology annotation, cellular component: extrinsic component of cytoplasmic side of plasma membrane; endoplasmic reticulum membrane. Gene Ontology annotation, molecular function: phosphatidylcholine binding; calcium-dependent phospholipid binding; phosphatidylinositol binding. Lineage: Eukaryota; Metazoa; Chordata; Aves; Piciformes; Lybiidae. The record is from RefSeq and is a predicted model, not a curated record. Gene Ontology annotation, biological process: lipid transport. The transcript is spliced from 31 exons.